Diaporthe amygdali is the source of this 945-nucleotide messenger RNA. RefSeq lists its product as uncharacterized. Gene Ontology annotation, biological process: proteolysis. Bases 1 to 945 code for a protein of 314 amino acids. Gene Ontology annotation, molecular function: glutamic-type endopeptidase activity. The transcript has 4 exons. The record is from RefSeq and is a predicted model, not a curated record. NCBI's taxonomy places the organism in Eukaryota, Fungi, Ascomycota, Sordariomycetes, Diaporthales, Diaporthaceae.
AUGGCUCCCUUCCUUCAUCGACUGCUCGCAACGCUCUGCAUUCUUCUGUUUGUACUCCCUGCCCUCGCAGUGAAUGCUUCAGCAGAGAUCACGGAAUUCCACGAAGGCCGAGUCCUCACGACGUACAAUCUCUCAGCGGACGACUUGGCAGAGCGGGUCGUCUCUUUCCGUCUUUACCCGAGCCUUCUGGGAAACUCCGCCAACAAACAAACACGUAUAGAUAGCGCGAGUCGGUGCGGAGCAGAGUAUGACUUGCCCAACCAGGACAAGUCUACGAUAUCCAGCGUCUACGGAUCCUGGAUCGUGCCUGAGCUGAUACAACGCAGCGAGGGUGUUUCCGACAACCCGCCUUUAAACUGGCAGUGGAUCGUCGAAUGGGUUGGAAUGGACAAUGUUGGGACCGAUGGCCAGUCUGACCACGAUUGCAGCCUCCUUGAGGUCGGCGUCUUAUCAUUGAUAUAUGGCAAUCAUGAAAACAGCCAGCAAAAGAACACCCCGUUUUGGGCAAUGUUUCCGCAGCAGCAAGUUCCCCUCAACAUGGAGAUUCGUAAUGGCGACUCUGUGAGUGUGAACGCCACCGUGAUGUCAGAAAAGACAGCAACAAUCUCCAUUGAAAACCUGUCAACGCGAUACCUCAUUGAGGGAAAGCUCACAAUCGGUCCGGAUGAAAAGCAGAAGUGGUGCGGACGAAACGCGGCCUGGGUAGUAGAAGGCACGUGGGCACCAGUCAAUGUACCGGCUCCCGGGCCUUUUCCUCCUUUUGCUAGUUGGAUCCUCUUCAACUUCACGAAUGUACAUGCCAUCACAAGCACCGGCGACCAAAUCGGUCUCAGCGAGGCGACACUCUUCGAUACAAAGCAAUCCGACCCAGAUGCACAUGAGUCGUUGACUUUUUGCAGGCCGGUGCAAAUGGAUAGCAGCACGCUCGAGUUCUAUCCUUACUAG